Messenger RNA from Humulus lupulus (European hop), 3589 nucleotides. Its product is annotated as probable RNA-dependent RNA polymerase 5. Gene Ontology annotation, biological process: siRNA processing. Gene Ontology annotation, molecular function: RNA-directed RNA polymerase activity. Lineage: Eukaryota; Viridiplantae; Streptophyta; Magnoliopsida; Rosales; Cannabaceae. The record is from RefSeq and is a predicted model, not a curated record. The transcript is spliced from 19 exons. The coding region runs from base 333 to 3395 and encodes 1020 amino acids. Gene Ontology annotation, cellular component: nuclear RNA-directed RNA polymerase complex.
GCUUUACUAGCACUGCGCAGAGUCCAAGGAACAGUAGAAGAAAUCAGCAAAAACAGAGUGAUCCCUUCCUUGCACAAUGUCGUUCCUUCACUUUACUUAGUUCACUGUACUCUCUUAUUUCUUUUUCUAAACACUGAAUAAUUGAGCUUUAUAUAUUAUUUAUGGAUUUCUCCCUAUUAUCAGUUGCCCAAAUUUUGCUGUGUUACGCGUCUGUGUUUAUACUCAACUCGUGAUCGUGAACCUCUUGAACGAGCGGGAAUCAAGGAAGCCAUUUUAUCGGUUGAGCAGAUUUUCUCAAGUUUUCUCUUUGUUUCUCUCUAGCUCAAUCGGCCAUGGAUAAUGAUGAUAUUGAGCUUCGCGUGGGACUGCCUCUUCCUCGUUCGGUAGAGCAAUUGCUUCAUAAAAUUUGCUCGGAGAAGAACCAGUCCCCGCCGAAGGCCGAUGUUCGGCGAAAAUUGGUCGUCGCCGGUGAAAAAGAGGCUCUUCGGGUCCUACAAAUAAUCGACAGAAACCAGGUCAGGAACCUCUCGGCAUACAUAUCUUACAUGCUCCGCAAUUCUUCUUCACCAUCACCACCACCAACACCAUCACCACCACCAUCACCAUUCCCUUCUCCAUCUCAUUCGCUUUCGUCUUCUCGUUCUCCUCCUCCUCCGAAGAGGGUCUCUGUUUCUUAUUCUCCAAUUCAAAGAAUCUCUUCCUCUUCCACUCCCCCAAGUGAGUGUGGCUCCAUUCCUUGCUCACUCAGUGCACAGACUGAGACUCCCACAAAAGCCAGAGAAAGGGGACAACGAGAGGCAUUGGAAGCUUUGGGGGAACUGGAGUUUAGAAAGCAAUUCUUAAUCCUAAAUUACAUUGCCGGAAAUGAGCUUCAGGCAGUCAUAACUGACGAAGAAAUCAGGAGACUUAAAGAUGUUGCAAUGGUAGAAUUUGAAAAACAUAUAUGGAAACGGUUUGGGAGAAAUUUUUUGGACCCACAAGACCGUCUAAUGUAUCAUGAUUGGGAUUCUAGAAGAACACACCUAUACUACUGUCAUGUUUCUCCGGAAGGGAGUUAUAGAUUCAAGGGCCCUUACCUAAACAAUACAAGAACUCACUUACAGAAGGUUCUAGGGGAUGACAAUGUUUUGAUGGUUAAGUUUGCCGAAGAGUCUACUUCACAUGAUCCGAACUAUCCUGGCUUUACAAAUUUAUGCAAAGAAGGGAUUUUAGUUGGUUUACGUCUGUACUGCUAUUACGUUUUUAAAGAUGGAGGUAAGGAAGAGAAGAAGAAAAGUCCAACUUCAUCCCCUGUAAAGUGUUUUUUCAUUCGCACUCACUCCAAUGCGCACAUUGAUCAGAAUGCAUCUUAUAUCUUGUCCGAUGGAAGUUAUAGAACAAUGUUCGAUAGAAGACUUCUGUUUAUGCAUGCACAUACAGUAUCCAAUGUGGCCAAAUUUAUGGCUAGGUUUUCACUGAUUUUAUCCAAGACACAUAGCUUGGAUAUUGAUCUAUCCCAAGUUCAAGUUGAUAUAAUUAAAGAUAUACCCUGCCAGAAUGAAUUUGGUGAUCUUAUCUAUAGAGAUGGAGAACCUCUUAUACACACAGAUGGCUCUGGGUACAUUUCUGAGGAUUUAGCUUUGUUGUGUCCAAAGAAUGUACAUAAAGGACAAUAUAUCAACGAUAAGUUUUCUGAGAUAAUCCAAAAUCAUGAUGGGCUUGAUGACAAAGUGGAGAAUGGUGCAAAAGUAGAACGGCAAGGAUCUGGAACAGAGGAACCUCCUAUGUUGAUACAGUUCCGUAUGUUUUACAAUGGCUAUGCAGUUAAAGGAACCUUCCUUGUGAACAAGAAGCUUCAAGACAAAACAAUUCAGAUUCGAGAGUCAAUGGUUAAAGUUAAGCCGGAUCCAGAUAUUUUGAAUAUUAAGACAGUGAAUUCAUUGGAAGUAGUUGGAACAAGCAAUCCGCCCAAUAAAACUUACACAUCAAGAAAUUUAAUUGCACUUCUAAGCUACGGAGGGGUGCCACACAAAUAUUUCGAGGAAUUACUUGAGAAUGCAUUGAGAGAAGCUUAUGGUGCUUUCAGCAGUAAGCGCACUGCACUUAAAGUUGGUAUUAUUUAUGGGAACAUGGAUAGUGAUUUUACAAUUGCAAGAAUGAUCUUGUCUGGUAUUCCUCUUGAAGAGCCCUACUUGCAAUAUCGUCUUUCUGUACUAAUGAAGGAAGAAAAGAAGAGCCUAAAAGGGGGAAAGCUUUACAUACCUGAGUGCUAUUAUUUAAUGGGAACAGCUGACCCCACUGGAAAACUUGAAAGUGACGAAGUUUGUAUUGUCCUUCACAACGGACAAAUUUCUGGAAAGGUGUUGGUGUACCGAAAUCCAGGUAUACACUUUGGUGACAUUCAUGUUCUAAAGGCCACCUAUAUAGAAGAACUGGAAUCUUUUGUCGGAAAUGCCAAGUAUGCUAUAUUCUUCUCCACAAAAGGUCCAAGGUCAGUAGCUGAUGAGAUUGCUGGGGGAGAUUUUGAUGGAGACAUGUACUGGGUCUCAAGAAACCCUGAGUUAUUGAAAUAUUUCAAGCCAAGUGAACCUUGGGUUCCAAUUCCCUCGACAAAGAAGGUUGUGAGUAAACCUAUUCCAUCUUCGCCUGAAGAUUUGGAAUACGAGUCUAUUAAACAUUUCCUCCAAAUUAGGUUUAAUCCAAGUAAUGCCAUGAGUGAGGCAGCCGAUAGCUGGUUGGCCUUAAUGGACAGGUAUUUGAUUCUCGGGAAUGAUUGUGUUGAGGAGAAAAAUCUUGUCAGAAAGAACAUCGUCAAGUUAAUCAACAUUUACUACGAUGCUUUGGAUGCUGCAAAGAAUGGGAUAAAGGUUGUAGUUCCCAGAGAGUUAAAGCCGAAAAAACUUCCUCAUUAUAUGGAAAGGCAAGAUUUUUAUGAAUCCAAGUCCAUUUUGGGAUUGAUCUAUGAUAGGGUGAAUUCAUAUAAAGAAGAGGAUUAUUCAAACACAGAGGUCUGGAAGCUUCCAUGUUUCGAUGUCGAUAUCAUCUCUGAAGACAGCUUGAAGAAAUGGAAGGAGCUCUACAAUAUGUACAGGGAAGAGAUGUGUGAUGCCUUGAAUAACAAGGAUAACGAAGUGAAAAACAAUGCUGCUGAUGAGGUCAAGAUGAAGUAUAAGAAGCUCCUAUAUGGAGCUGAGGACUUGGAGGAGAGCCCAAGGAAUAUGGAGGAGAUAUAUAACGAGGCCAUUGCCAUAUACCAUUUGAGUUAUGACUAUGCCAUGAGUGGUCGUGGUAGUGUCAAGAAUUGUUCAUUCGCGUGGAACGUUGCGGGUUCAGCACUCUUCAAGUUUCACGCAAUCAAAAAAAUUGGUGAGAAAGCCUUUUUCUGUGUUCCUUCUGUUUUAAAAGAGGUGCUCUAAGUAAAUAAAUAUGCCUAACAUAAUUCCACUUUUUAUGGUGUAAUACGCUAACUUUAUGAUUAGGGAUAGGGAUAGAUGCAGGUCAUUAGAUAUGUAUUGUACAGUACUUAUGAGCACAUUAAUUAUACUCUAAAUUAAUGAAUAUCAUGGUAAACUUUGUAUUUCUAUUAAAUCUAAGUUUCAAUUCAAUGCUA